AUGCAAGCUAAUGAUUCUCAAAGCAAUUAGAUACACUAAAUUCUUAAGGAUUCUACAAAUUUAGCAGACUAUCAUCUCAGUCGAGAAUCUCUCUAAUAAUAAAAUAGAGAAGAUGAUAAUUUUUCCUAUUAAAUGAAUUAUGAAUUGGUUAAAAAUGAAUCAAUUCUUACAUCUCAGGAUAAGUCAAACUCUCAUAUUGAAAAUUAGACUAUGAUCAGUCCUUUAUAUAAUGAUCAGAAUUCUCAACAGUUUGUAGAAAAAUGCUUAUACUUUAGACCCUUGCCUAUUAUUAUAAAGACUAACUUGAGUAAAUUUUUGCACAUCUUCCUAGUGAUUGAUGAUGGACUUUUGAUUAAAACUCAAAAAGAAAUCAUUCUCUAAGCCGAAGAUUAGCCAGACUCCUCAAAACCAGUUGUGAGAGAAUACCUCCAUUGGGACUACAGAGUUCGAGGUGAAUAUUACUAUGCCAGACCCUAUUUUGAUGAACUUAUUAAGUAUCUAUGCACAUUGGAUACUUAAGCUGAAUUUUAAGGUAAACUAGACUACAAGAUAUCAUUGUGCCUCAACUCAGAGAGGAAAAGAGUGAUAGGGUUGGCAUUCUAAAUGUUUUAAGCAAAAAAAUUGAGAGAGUUCAAGUCAAGAAUACUCUCAAUUCAUGAUGAUUUGGAGUUUGAUCUCAAGACACAGAAAUUUAUAUUUCCUUACACUAUAUAACAAAGCUAAAAGUCAGAAUAAGAAUGCUCUCAAGUCAAGAAAUUGGUAAUUAGUUCAAAUGAACUUUAGUCUGAUGUAAAGAUAUCUAAGCUGACUCAGGAGAGUUUAAUUGGAAACCUAUCUAGAAUUAGUGAUAGAGACUUCUACCAAGAAAUGUAUGAAAUCAAGCAAUAGAUCAUACAACUCCUCUAUUAAUCUUUCCAAGAAUGA
This is a messenger RNA of Stylonychia lemnae, 924 nucleotides long. Lineage: Eukaryota; Ciliophora; Spirotrichea; Sporadotrichida; Oxytrichidae. The record is from the annotation of a GenBank genome assembly.